AAAGAGGUGCUCUCUUACUAUAUAGGCCAGGAAUUAUAAAGAUAUAAUAAAACAUUUGAGAGAGUUGAUCUCCCUGGUGAGCAGUGGACUUUGGAAGAUUGGUUUGGGUUCAUCAGUUCCUUUCCUGAGAAGGUAAGGCUUCUAGAAGACAGAAAGAAGCCUUGUUCAUUGCUGCAGCUCAUCUAUCUAUUAAUGUUGCAUUAUUGGCGUUGUGAAGACAUGAAAGAAUCAGAAGAAAGAAUCUACAACACUUUGAAUAUAGAACAGAAGAUAAAGUUGAAAGAAUGUGGCAUAUAAAGUGGGGUAAUAGUAGGAAAUAUUAACUAGUUGAAAUUUGUCAAAAUAAGACUCUUUUUCAAUAAAUACAGAAUUUAUUAGGCUUCAAGUUUUUGAGACAUGCUGUUGAAUUAGAAAACUUACUUCCCUCCAAUCCCUUUAAGGAAAUAUGAUUUUUCCUAAUUUGGAAGCACUCAUUUUUACACAUAUAAUCUGUCCUUAGAAAUAUAUACAUGGGAAGUCUAAAAGUCAGCUUUUUAAUGUAGAUUAUAAUGGACAACUGACUUAACAAUGGCAGAUUUCAAGGACUUGGUUCCAAACUGAGCUAAAGUUUUCCAAUGCACUUUGUACAGACUGCAAAAAACUGUCCUGAAUUGGCCUAUUCUUGAAGGUCAUGAUGCCAUGUAAUAUAAAGAUAUCAUCUUACUGUUGAUAUCUCUGAGGAGUCCCAAGCAGACACAGAAAAUGAAUGGAGGAAAGGAGUGUGACGGAGGGGACAAGGACGGAGGCCUGCCAGUACAAGUUCCUGUGGGUUGGCAACGUCGGGUGGAUCAAAAUGGAGUACUUUACAUUAGUCCCAGUGGGUCUUUGUUAUCUUGCUUGGAGCAGGUUAAAACAUACCUGCUUACUGAUGGAACAUGCAAGUGUGGCUUGGAAUGUCCUCUUAUUCUUCCCAAGGUAUUUAAUUUUGAUCCUGGAGCUGCUGUGAAACAGAGAACUGCAGAAGAUGUUAAAGCAGAUGAAGAUGUCACAAAGCUAUGCAUACAUAAAAGGAAAAUCAUUGCAGUGGCAACACUGCAUAAGAGCAUGGAAGCCCCUCAUCCUUCCCUAGUCCUUACCAGUCCUGGAGGAGGAACAAGUGCAACUCCAAUAGUAACUUCACGGGCAGCAACUCCAAGAUCAAUGAGAACUAAAUCACAUGAAGGAAUUACAAAUUCUGUUAUGCCAGAAUGUAAGAAUCCUUUCAAGUUAAUGAUUGGAACAUCUAAUACCAUGGGAAGGCUUUAUGUUCAAGAGCUGACUGGAAGCCAGCAACAAGAACUUCAUUCUGCCUAUCCUAGGCAGAGAUUGGGCAGCAGUGAACAUGGUCAGAAAUCUCCAUAUCGUGGCAGUCAUGGUGGACUUCCUAGUCCAGCUUCAUCAGGAUCCCAGAUAUACGGAGAUGGCUCAAUCUCUCCUAGGACUGACCCACUUGGAAGCCCUGAUGUUUUCACAAGGAGUAAUACUGGUUUUCAUGGAGCUCCUAACUCUAGCCCUAUUCACAUGAAUAGGACUCCUCUUUCUCCACCCUCAGUAAUGCUACAUGGUUCUCCUGUACAGUCAUCCUGUGCAAUGGCUGGAAGGACUAAUAUACCUCUUUCCCCAACCUUGACUACAAAGAGUCCAGUAAUGAAAAAACCAAUGUGUAAUUUUUCAGCUAAUAUGGAAAUACCACGAGCAAUGUUCCACCACAAACCACCCCAAGGCCCACCUCCCCCUCCACCACCUUCUUGUGCUCUUCAGAAAAAGCCAUUAACAUCAGAAAAAGAUCCACUUGGCAUUCUUGACCCAAUUCCUAGUAAACCAGUAAAUCAGAACCCUAUUCUCAUUAAUGCUACCAAUUUCCAUUCAAAUGUCCACUCUCAGGUACCUGUGAUGAAUGUAAGCAUGCCUCCUGCUGUUGUUCCUUUGCCAAGUAAUCUCCCUUUGCCAACUGUUAAACCCGGUCACAUGAACCAUGGCAGUCAUGUUCAAAGAGUUCAGCACUCAGCUUCCACCUCCCUGUCUCCUUCACCAGUGACCUCCCCCGUGCAUAUGAUAGGAACUGGAAUUGGAAGGAUUGAGGCAUCACCCCAAAGAUCACGUUCAUCUUCCACAUCAUCAGAUCAUGGGAAUUUCAUGAUGCCCCCAGUAGGACCACAGUCUACUUGCGGUGGCAUUAAAUGUCCACCCCGGUCACCACGGUCAACAAUAGGGUCCCCAAGACCAUCAAUGCCAUCAAGCCCUUCCACCAAGCCUGAUGGACUUCAUCAGUACAAGGACAUCCCCAACCCAUUAAUUGCUGGAAUGAGUAAUGUAUUAAAUGCUCCAAGCAAUGCAGCUUUUCCUGCUGCAUCUGCUGGAAGUGGACCUUUAAAGAGUCAGCCUGGUUUGCUGGGAAUGCCUUUAAAUCAGAUUUUGAACCAGCACAAUGCUGCCUCCUUUCCAGCAAGUAGUUUACUCUCAGCAGCAGCCAAAGCACAGCUAGCAAAUCAAAACAAACUUGCUGGUAACAACAAUAGCAGCAGUAGCAAUUCUGGAGCUGUUGCCAAUAGUGGCAACACUGAAGGACAUAGCACUUUAAAUACCAUGUUUCCUCCUACUGCCAACAUGCUUCUACCAACAAGUGAAGGGCAAAGUGGCCGAGCAGCACUAAGGGAUAAACUGAUGUCUCAGCAGAAAGAAUCCAUGAGGAAAAGGAAGCAGCCGACUACUACUGUGUUGAGUUUGCUUAGACAGUCUCAUAUGGAUAGUCCUGCAGUUCCUAAACCUGGUCCUGACUUGAUAAGGAAGCAAAGUCAAGGUUCAUUUCCCAUCAAUUCCAUGUCUCAGUUACUGCAAUCCAUGAGUUGUCAAAGCUCACAUGUGAGCAGCAAUAGUUCCACUGGUUGUGGGAGCUCCAAUCCUGCUUUGCCUUGCUCUGCUAACCAGCUGCAUUUCACAGACACCAAUAUAAACUCCAAUGUUCUUCAGAAUUCAUUGACUCAGAACUUACCUUUAAGAGGGGAAGCCAUGCACUGCCAGAAUGCAAAUACCAACUUCAUGCAUGGUAGCAGCCCAGGGCCAAAUCACCAUCUUGCAGGCUUAAUUAAUCAAAUUCAGGCUAGUGGGAAUUGUGGAAUGCUCAGUCAGCCAGGCAUGGCUUUAGGAAAUUCUUUACACCCAAACCCACCUCAGUCAAGGAUUUCAGCAUCAUCCACUUCAAUGAUACCAAACAGCAUUGUUAGCAGCUGUAAUCAAACAAGUUCUGAUGCAGGAGGUUCAGGACCGUCAUCGUCCAUAGCCAUAGCUGGCACCAACCAACCCGCCAUCACAAAGACAACAUCUGUUCUUCAGGACGGUGUGAUAGUUACUACUGCCGCAGGAACCCCACUGCAGAGUCAGCUGCCCAUUGGGAGCGAUUUUCCUUUUGUUGGCCAGGAGCAUGCACUUCAUUUUCCACAAAACAGCCCUUCAAACAACAAUCUUCCACACCCUUUGAACCCCAGCCUCCUCAGUUCUCUACCUAUCUCUCUUCCAGUGAAUCAGCAGCAUCUCCUAAACCAGAAUCUAUUAAAUAUCCUGCAGCCUUCAGCUGGAGAAGGCAAGUCUGAGGUCAACCUCAACCCUUUAGGUUUUCUCAACCCGAAUGUAAACGCUGCUUUAGCUUUUCUCUCCGCUGACGUGGACGGGCAGGUAUUGCAACCUGUUCAUUUUCAGCUCUUAGCCGCCCUGCUUCAAAACCAAGCCCAAGCAGCUGCCAUGCUUCCCCUGCCAUCUUUCAAUUUGACCAUCUCAGAUCUGUUGCAACAGCAAAAUAACCCUUUACCCUCAUUAACCCAGAUGACAACCCCACCAGACCAUUUGCCAAGCAGUCAGUCAGACAGCAACAGAGCUGAGACCCUUUUAACCAACCCCCUGGGGAACCCUUUACCAAGCUUUUCAGGCAGUGACACUACUUCUAACCCCCUGCUCCUCCCUGCUGUCACUGGGGCCUCAGGAUUAAUGGCCUUGAAUCCCCAGCUGUUGGGAGGUGUCCUGAACUCGGCAUCGGGCAACACUGCUAAUCAUCCAGAGGUUUCCAUAGCAACCUCCUCCCAGGCAACCACUACCACAACCACUACAUCAUCAGCAGUGGCAGCACUGACUGUCUCAACACUUGGUGGGACAGCAGUGGUGUCAAUGGCAGAAACAUUGCUGAACAUAUCUAAUAAUGCUGGGAAUACACCUGGUCCAACUAAACUCAACAGUAACUCUGUGGUGCCACAGCUACUUAACCCUCUACUGGGGACGGGUCUGCUUGGUGACAUGUCAUCAAUAAACAAUACUUUGAAUAACCAUCAACUGACUCAUCUACAGUCACUAUUAAACAGCAAUCAAAUGUUUACUUCAAAUCAGCAACAGCAGCAACUCCUCCAUGGCUACCAGAAUCUUCAGACGUUUCAAGGACAGCCCACAAUUCCUGGUUCAGGCAACAGCUCAAAUCCUAUGGCUUGUCUGUUUCAAAACUUUCAGGUGAGAAUGCAGGAAGAUGCAGCUCUCCUAAAUAAAAGAAUGAGCACUCAAAGUGGUCUGACAGCACUUCCUGAGAAUUCUAACACUACACUUCCUCCUUUCCAAGAUACAGCUUGCGAGUUGCAACAGAGAACUGAGCCAACACUGGGACAACAGGCAAAGGAUAGCCUCAAUGUGACUGGUCAGGGUGAUGCUUCCGUAGAUGCAAUUUACAAAGCAGUUGUAGAUGCUGCAAGCAAAGGAAUGCAAGUUGUCAUCACCACUGCAGUUAGCAGUACAACUCAGAUUAGCCCCAUUCCAGCUUUGAGUGCCAUGAGUGCCUUCACUGCCUCAAUUGGUGACCCAUUAAAUCUCUCUAGUGCUGUCAGUGCAGUAAUUCAUGGAAGAAACAUUGGUGGUGCAGAUCAUGACAGUAGGCUAAGGAAUGUAAGAGGGACUCGCCUCCCCAAAAAUCUGGAACAUGGGAAGAAUGCAAGCGAGGGCGAUGGAUUUGAAUAUUUCAAAUCAGCAGGUUGCAACACACCUAAAAAACUGUGGGAAGAUGAGCAGAGUCCUGGUGGAGAGAUAAACAGAUGGAAGUGUGAGGAGUUUUUAGAUCACUCAACCCAUAUCCAUAGUAGUCCUUGUCAUGAAAGGCCCAAUAAUGUCUCCACACUGCCAUUACUUACAGGAGAACAGCAUCCAAUUCUGUUACCACAAAGAAACUGUCAAGGGGAUAAAAUGUUGGAAGAAAAUUUCAGGUAUAACAACUACAAAAGAACUAUGAUGAGUUUUAAGGAGAGACUGGAGAACACUGUGGAAAGAUGUGCACAUAUUAAUGGAAAUAGGCCUCAACAGAGCAGGGGGUUUGGAGAAUUGCUGAGUGCUUCAAAGCAAGAUCUAGUCAUGGAGGAGCAAUCUCCAAGUUCCUCAAAUAGCUUGGAAAGUUCUCUAGUUAAAGACUAUAUCCAUUUUAAUGGAGAUUUUAAUGCCAAAAGCAUUAAUGGGUGUGUGCCUAGCCCUUCGGAUGCUAAAAGCAUUAGUAGUGAAGAUGACCUAAGGAACCCAGAGUCCCCUUCUUCAAAUGAAUUAAUACAUUAUAGACCAAGGACGUUUAAUGUUGGCGACUUGGUCUGGGGCCAAAUCAAAGGACUAACUUCAUGGCCCGGCAAAUUAGUACGAGAAGAAGAAGUUCACAAUUCAUGUCAACAAAACACUGAGGAAGGGAAGGUGGAGCCUGAGAAGUUGAAGACACUAACAGAAGGUUUAGAAGCCUACAGUAGAGCCCGGAAGAGAAACAGAAAAAGUGGAAAACUAAACAACCAUUUAGAAGCUGCUAUUCAUGAGGCCAUGAGUGAACUGGACAAAAUAUCUGGGAAUGUUCACCAAAUCCCACAGGGAGAUAGACAAGUGAAGCCUCCAAAACCCAAGAGGAGGAAGAUUUCCAGAUAACAUUGAAUGUCUCUGUUAAUGGUCCAGUAUUUAUCAAAAGGAACAUGCACAUAUAUCUGUCAAUAGGUAUUGGUAUAGCUGUGACUAUAUCAUUAUCUAGGGCAAGGCAGAUAGCUGUCACCACUAUCGGGUGCUAAAUGAAACAGUGGUACCAUUUUUCUCUGAUCAGGAAGGAUUACUGAGUGCUGGAUAAGCUAAUCAAAAUCCUUGGAAGAUGACAAUAACAAGGCAUCAAGUGAUUACUGAAAACCUUUUUUCUAUAAUACUAAAAUUGUGAUUAUAAGAAAUAGUCCAAAUGUUUCUGAGAAAUUUUCAUUGUGUAUAUAGAUAAUACAGAAUUUCAUGGUGAUAUCUGAAUUGUAAAUAUUGUACAAUAUUGUCAUGUACAAGCGUACCUGAUGCACACUUUAUCUUUUAUUGUACAAAAAAAAUAGUGUACAAAAUUCUUUGGUUUCUAUUGAGUACACAUACCAGAGACUACCAGUGUAAAGUGAUAAAUAAAAAUACAGCCUAAAUGCUUUUAUAUGAUAAUGUAAAAGAUGCUGUUUUUGUAUUUAACAGCAGAGAAAAAGGCAUGAUUAUGUAAUACCUUAAUUAUGACAUACACUUCACACCACUGAGUGUUCAUUUAUAUUGUCUGUUUAGAAUGAACCUUGCCUGGAAGUACUGUACUCCGUUUCGGGUCUCUGUAGGAGAGUGCAACCUUGCAGAUUCCUAAGGGGAUGUGGGCUCACAGGUCUAAAUUAAGAAUUCAAAAACUGCAACCAUUUGUUGCAUAUUUUUUUUACCUAAGUUUUAAAGUAGAAUAGGUUUUAUAAAAAAAAAAAAUCUUAGAUGGACUAUUUUAUUCAGCCAUUUCUGUAGUUAAAAUUUCAUAGCCACCUAUUGAACUACAUCACUUAUAUGAUACACCACCAUUGACUCUCAAAACUACAUUUAUUAGCAUACAUUUUCUGACCUGAUAAAACAUCUUGUUUACAUACAUGGAGGCAAGGGCUCCAUUUUGAAAUCAUUAUCCACUAAAGACAAAAUACAUUUUGAUUUUUAUAGUAACAAAAACAUACAUAUGUCAUCAAAAUGAUUUUCAUAUCCAUCCUACAGUAUUACUAAACCAGUCAUUAAGGUGGCUUACAAAAUUAUUAGCAAUGGUAAUUUUUUAUCAGUAUUAUGUAACAUAUCAGAUUUAUUUUAUUUAAAGAAUUAUUUAUACCAUUAACAGAUUCUUAUAUAUAUUAAUGUGGCUGAAAUGUGCAGGUUAAAUCUAUUAACCAAAUUAUUUAUAUUAUAUUAAGUAAAAAAUGUGAAACACAAAUGUAGAGAGGAAAUAAUACACUACAAAUAUACAAACCUAAAACUGUGAGCCAUUGUAAAGUACAAGAAAAUUAAUAAGAAAUGUAGCACAACAUAAUUUUCCGUCUUCUUCACAUUUUUUGUGGUGGAACCCCAUCUCCCAGGCAGCAGAGCAUAAGUUUCACUCCUCCAGCCUGGACCAGGUUCAAGGCCUAUUGAAUCAGGGUCCUAAGGUUCUACUCUUCCUUAAUUCUUGGAACCAUCAUGUUUUCUCCACCAAAACACUUGAUCCCCAUUAAGAGCCAUGAUUAUAUGAUGCUCUUGUUUUAGCUAGAAGAGCAAAUGAGUACAUAGCAUGUUCAGAUGUUAACACCCAUGCUGCUGUGAGCAUGGAGACAAUUGAUCACUGAGCAUCCAUAAGAAUCCUCCCUGCUCAUCUUCCCACAGCUAUCUCAGAGCCCACGCUCUUUAUUUCUGUAAUACGAGGGAGUUCCACUGAUCCAAGAAAUAAGAGACCCACGGUCAUUUCUGAACCUGGACUCCUCGGGCCACAGCACACAGCACUACCACUGGGUUGACUUUUGGUGUCUCACAUAGCUAGCUCUUCAUUUUUUUUUCCUCAAGUCCCCUCUUCCCCCCUUCCCUCUCCCUUUUCCCACUUCCUCAAACCUGAUGGAAUGCAAUUAGCUACACUAAGCUACAGUGGCCUGGAGGCAGGAAUCCUUCCUUCUGUUGGGUAGGUUCAUUUUGUCUUUUAUGUAAUGGCAGGGAGCCUUGCCAUGAUCCUUCAUGCAAACUCAUGUGAAGUGAUUCUUUGUGUAGUUUAGUUGACACUUUUUGUUACAAGUUGAUGUGUUUGUUAUGUUUAAAGUUAAUGUUGUCCAUUUUCCGUACCAGCCUGCUUUUCUGCUGUUUUGUCUUUCACGAAUGUUUUUAUUCACAGAUUCACAUGUGUGUGUGGAUGUGUGUAGAUGUGUGGGAGUGUGAGUGCCUGUGUGAAUGUUUAUAUUUAGGGUUUUUUUGGUUUUUAAAGUCUUGGUUUUUUGUCCUAAAACUGAGUUUGUAUUGACCGAUCCUUUUUUUUUUUUUUUUAACAUUUUAAACUAAUUAGGUUUGUGCUUUCUCACCAAUGUAUACUUUACAUUAGUAGACUAUGUAAAGUAUUUUUGUGCACUUGAAUUCAUUGGUUAAUAAUGGCAUUGAUGUGGGUGCUAGGAAUAGUUUGUUUCAGUCCAUACAGGUUUUUUUUUUCCUCUCAGAGUUUUUAUGGUUUUAUGUAAGCAGUUAAUGUAAAUAUUGUGAGCAUUACAGGUCAUGCAGUGCUGUAACAUUUUUUAAAAUGUUGCACCUACUUUACAAUUAAAAAAACUGGUCACUCAUACUUGAA
Molecule: messenger RNA, 8617 nt
Organism: Antechinus flavipes (yellow-footed antechinus)
Lineage: Eukaryota; Metazoa; Chordata; Mammalia; Dasyuromorphia; Dasyuridae
Gene: MBD5
Product: methyl-CpG binding domain protein 5
Exons: 12
Coding region: 742-5940 (1732 amino acids)
Cellular component (GO): nucleus; chromocenter
Molecular function (GO): chromatin binding; DNA binding
Source: RefSeq, a predicted model, not a curated record